Brenthis ino (lesser marbled fritillary) is the source of this 714-nucleotide messenger RNA. NCBI's taxonomy places the organism in Eukaryota, Metazoa, Arthropoda, Insecta, Lepidoptera, Nymphalidae. The record is from the annotation of a GenBank genome assembly.
AUGGAAGCCAGGUUCGUCACCUGCCGAAGCUUUCAGCAGAUCAAGCCGCCCGAGAAAAGCUUAGCGCCGCCACCGACCGUCAAGGGGCUGCUGUCUCGCUUCGGGAGUCAAGCUCAGGCCUUAUUCGCGCCGAAAAAGCCGAGAUUCGGUUCAUCUGUUGCUAUACACAAGUUACGUGAAUCUAAGUGGUUCAAACAUGAGGAGCAGAAUAUCUUAUGUGCAGUUCUGGAAUCUGGAUUCGUUUUGGAAGUCCGAGCUGAAGACCCUUUGCCGCCUGACUCAACAUUGUCCCCUGACUACCAUAUGUACGCCAUUGCCAUGUGGAAGAAGGGUAAAGAAAAAACAAAGAACCCGGAACAGAUAGAGGUGUACACAGUGCAACAAAAGGGUGUGCGCAAACGUAUUAUCAAGACUACUUUGGGUGCUUUCUGGAAGAAAGAUUCUGUCAUACGUAUCAACAACGUAGAUGACAAGCAAGAGACUCCUAACAGUGAAAAAGACAUCAGGGCGAAGCUCGACAUGGCUACUAAAUCCAGAUUUGAAAGGAAUUGGCAUAAUACACUGCACUUCGUCCACUGGUGCCGGUAUGGAGAGACUCCCCAAGAGGCUCGCAUGAGACAGAUAAGCGAAUCUCUAAAAUGGGGUAACAUCGGCAUGAACAUGGGCGUGAUGUUAGUCAGCCAAACUAAUGGGCGCGCUAAAGCAAAGUCCGUU